Molecule: messenger RNA, 1055 nt
Organism: Camarhynchus parvulus
Lineage: Eukaryota; Metazoa; Chordata; Aves; Passeriformes; Thraupidae
Gene: CA12
Product: carbonic anhydrase 12
Exons: 10
Coding region: 6-1055 (349 amino acids)
Cellular component (GO): plasma membrane
Molecular function (GO): carbonate dehydratase activity; zinc ion binding
Source: RefSeq, a predicted model, not a curated record
UUGAGAUGUCAGCCAAGAGCUUCAGUAUAGUCACAGUGGCUACUGUGCUUAUUUUCUUCCAAAAGAUACAGCUCUCACUGCAAGCACCGUUGAAUGCAUCAAAAUGGUCUUAUAUUGGUCCUGAUGGAGAGAAGACCUGGCCGAAGAAAUACCCAUUUUGUGGAGGAGUAUUCCAAUCACCAAUUGAUUUCCACAAAGCUAUUCUCCAGUAUGAUUCGAAUCUCUUGCCUUUAGAAUUCAUAGGCUAUAACGUGCCCUCCACUGACCAGUUUACAUUGAUCAAUAAUGGCCAUUCAGUGAAAAUGUAUCUGUCACCUGCUAUGUCCAUCAGAAACCUCCCAUUUGAAUACACUGCAUCUCAACUUCACCUGCACUGGGGAAACCAGAACAAGUCUGAAGGCUCUGAGCACACCGUCGGCGGGAAGCAUUUUGCAGCAGAGCUGCAUAUUGUGCAUUACAACUCUGAGAAAUACCCAGAUAUAACUGCAGCAAUGGACAAAGCAGAUGGACUGGCUGUUUUGGCUGUUCUCCUUGAGAUUGGACCCUUCAGCCCAUCCUAUGAAAAGAUCUUCAGGCACUUCCGGAAUGUGAAAUACAAAGAUCAGAAGGUCCUGGUCCCUGGUUUCAAUAUUCAAGAACUGCUUCCUGACAGACUGGAUGAGUAUUAUCGCUACGAAGGCUCCCUGACAACUCCUCCCUGCUACCCAAGCGUUCUCUGGACAGUUUUCCGACACCCUCUUAAAAUUUCUCAAGAGCAGUUACUGGCACUGGAAACAGCCAUGUACUGCACAGAGCGUGAUGACCCAGAACCCCUGGAAAUGGUUGAUAACUUCAGAAAUGUUCAGGAAUUCCAUGAAAGACUGGUUUUUAUCUCCUUCCGUGAAGGUUUUGUGGUAUCUGUUGUGAUAGCCUGCAUUCUGGGAGUUCUCAUCAUUCUUGCAGUAGCAUUCUGGCUACUGAAGAAGAAAAGUUGCAAAAGGGGAGGUGGAGACAACAGAGGAGUCAUCUACAAACCAGGCAUGUACAAGGAGAAAGAAGACAUCUCCAAAAUUUGA